Cryptomeria japonica (Japanese cedar) is the source of this 2307-nucleotide messenger RNA. Its product is annotated as UDP-glucuronic acid decarboxylase 2. Gene Ontology annotation, cellular component: cytoplasm. The transcript is spliced from 7 exons. The record is from RefSeq and is a predicted model, not a curated record. Lineage: Eukaryota; Viridiplantae; Streptophyta; Pinopsida; Cupressales; Cupressaceae. Gene Ontology annotation, molecular function: NAD+ binding; UDP-glucuronate decarboxylase activity. The coding region runs from base 689 to 1969 and encodes 426 amino acids. Gene Ontology annotation, biological process: D-xylose metabolic process.
UCAAACUCCUAGAAGCUGGCAUCAAUUGUAAGCCUCAGUAGAAACCUACUAAAUAAGCUAUCUUGUAAGUUGACCUGUCUCAUUUUGCUUGGAUUGCGACUGGAAAGACUAUAGAAGGAAGGCGAAGGCUUAGCGUUCAUCCUGCAGAAGAAAGGACAGUUAUAAUUAAGGAAGAAGUCUCAAGCAGAUAUCUAUAGCGUGUCGGAGAUUCUCAAUCAAGAGCCUCCCAAAACACGCAUGUAGGUAAUUGACAAGCAAGGAGUGAGGUUCAUUUCAAGAUCUCCUAAAAUUUUGUGGGUUUUGGCUUGAUUGGUACAAGGUUGUUUGAGCACAGCUAAAAUACAAAGUUUAGUUCACACAAAGCAGAAUCAUGUAUAUUGUGUGAAGUGGGUUAGGCAUUUUAGGAGUUGAUUAGUGGUAGCAAUGACGGACUCCCGACUAAGAAAGCACCCCAAAUGCCAUGACAUUAGUAGGUAAGUUCCAUGACAUUAGUAGGUAAGUUUUCUGACUGUAUAUCCAUUCAAAGUCGAUUGCCAUUUUUGAAUAAAUCUCCUGCAUAUUGUUCUGAUCGAGCACUUGAAAAUUCAGAAGCAAAUUUGCUUAAAUCUCCUGUCCUGACUGAAUAACCAAUUCAAAAUUUAUAGAAAAGAAAGUCUCCUGCUUAUAAUUUUAUCCAAACACGAGCAAAAUGCACAAGCAAUCAAGCCUAAAUCAUCGUAGGGAUGAAGAGGUUCAGAGCCCUUCAGAUGCAGAUCCAUAUUUCCCAAAGCCCCAGAAGCCCAAAUCCAUUUCCAGACCCGUGGUCUAUCUUCUUAAGGAGCAACGCUUGCUGUUUGUGUUGGUGGGUAUGGUGAUAGCCACUACAAUCUUCAUGCUUCAGCCCAAUCUAGCAAGGCACGGACUAAGUAGAAAUGUGGUGCCAGCCUCUGAGAAAUUUGUCUCUAAUAGUAAUAAAAAUGCAGUGGUCAAUAGUGGUACCAAGACAAUUACAGGUCCCAAGGUUUUGAUGGGUUUGAGGAGGCAGCCUCUGAGAAUUGUUGUCACAGGGGGAGCUGGAUUUGUGGGCAGCCAUCUGGUUGACAGGCUAAUGGAGAGGGGAGAUAGUGUCAUUGUUAUUGAUAAUUUUUUCACAGGGAGGAAGGAGAAUAUUAUGCAUCACUUCAGCGAUCCUCGCUUUGAGAUGAUUCGCCAUGAUGUUAUUGAACCUAUAUUGUUGGAGGUGGAUCAGAUUUACCAUCUUGCAUGCCCUGCAUCUCCUGUCCACUACAAGUACAAUCCUGUCAAGACAAUCAUAUCAAAUGUGAUGGGAACAUUGAACAUGCUUGGUCUGGCAAAGCGAAUUGGGGCCCGUUUCUUGCUCACCAGUACCAGUGAAGUUUAUGGAGAUCCUCUUCAGCAUCCACAGAUGGAGACAUAUUGGGGAAAUGUCAAUCCCAUAGGUGUUAGAAGCUGUUAUGAUGAGGGAAAGCGUACAGCUGAGACAUUGACAAUGGAUUAUCACCGAGGGGCAAAUGUGGAGGUGCGUAUUGCACGUAUAUUUAACACAUAUGGACCCAGAAUGUGCAUUGAUGAUGGUCGUGUUGUUAGCAACUUUGUUGCUCAGGCACUGCGCAAGGAGCCUUUGAGCGUUUAUGGUGAUGGUAAACAAACACGGAGCUUUCAGUAUGUUUCUGAUUUGGUUGAAGGUCUGAUACGACUAAUGGAGAGCAAUCAUGUUGGACCAUUCAAUCUUGGCAAUCCUGGAGAAUUCACUAUGUUGGAGCUUGCCGAGGUUGUAAAAGAAACGAUAAAUCCUAGUGCACAGAUAGAGUUUAAAGAAAACACAGCUGAUGAUCCACACAAAAGAAAGCCAGACAUUACCAAAGCAAAGGAUCUAUUGAAGUGGGAACCGAAAGUUUCUUUGAGGGAAGGGCUACCCUUAAUGGUGGAAGAUUUUAGAAAACGAAUUUUUGAUGACCAAAAAAGAUAGAUUAGAAAACGGUACCUUUCAAAUUUUAGAUAUCUAUUUUUUUUUAUGCCUUUACAUAUUCAAUGUUAAAAGAGUAUUGAAAAAGUUGCAUGUAGAGCAAAGUCAAGUGCCAAUUAUGAGGCAUGAUGGAAAUUUUUUCUAUUAUUCCAGAAUACUGCUUCGAUGUUUCUCUUAGAAAGAUACAAUUUUCCACUGAAAAUAGGGCCUCAGAUGGCAUUUCUAGUGACAGAAAUGCCCGAACACAUGUAAUACAGAGUCCAGAAAACAAUUCAUGUAAAUUUCACACUAUAUAUUUUUUUAUUGAAGUUUAGGCUGUUCAGCUAAUAAGCUUCUUUCCA